GUAUGCUGUUUCAAGACGGCUCUAACUUUCGUGGACUCCAUCAGCGAAAUCUUUGGGCCACUUCUCUCUGGCCGCCCUCUAGUUAUUAUUCCCAAGGCAGUUACUCAAGCGGUGGACGAACUGGUGAACGUACUUGAAAGGGAAAGCGUGGGAAGACUUGUGUUGGUACCAACUCUACUUCGUUCCAUAAUACUCUACUGCUCUGAACCACAGGCUCCUAAACUCAAGAAUCUCAGGUUAUGGGUGUGCUCGGGCGAAGUGUUUCCUCCGGACCUCCUGAAUGCCUUCUUCGCCGCCUUCUCCGACGGUCAGACAAUCUGCAACUUCUAUGGAUCAACAGAAGUCCUUGGAGAUGUCACAGCCAUUCAGUUUCAAAGUAUUGAAGACUCAGUCAAUGGAAUGGUUGACAAGAAAGUGCCCAUUGGUUUCCCCAUCGCAAAUUGCCGAAUCUACCUCCUAAACGGUGAGGGCAACCCAGUUUCAGAGGGACACAUUGGGGAAAUUUUCGCAGCAGGUCUUAAUCUCGCCAGUGGAUACGUGGGUGGGGCUCAGCAGGACAAAUUUGUCAGCAACACACUCUCGCAAGAUCCAGAUUACAGGGUGCUGUAUCGUACGGGUGACUUCGGGCGGGUGGUGGGUGGCAAAUUAUUUUACGAGGGACGCACUGACUCACAGGUCAAGGUCAGAGGGCAUCGUGUUGACCUUAGUGAGAUCGAGGCGGUGCUACAGAAACUGGAGGAAGUUGAUAAGGUUUAUAUCCUUGUCUAUAAGCCUGGAGAAUUUAGCCAAGCCCUCGUUGCUUUCUACACGAGCAACAACGAAGGAAUGGUGCCAGAGAAAUUAGCGCUGAAAUUAGCUAGUCAUCUCCAGCCAUACAUGCAGCCCCAAUUGGUUUAUCUGGAUGAUCUGCCUCUGCUUGUCAAUGGCAAAGUGGACCGCCAGACCUUACUGAAGAUGUAUGAAAACCAAUCUGAAGAUCAGGAAUGUCAAAUUCAUGGCUCGCAGGCCAUACUUGGCCCUCGGGAUGGGCACAAAUGUAUAACGAGCUACUUUAACAUGGGUGGAAGAUGUAUAACGAGCUACUUUAACAUGGGUGGAAGAUGUAUAACGAGCUACUUUGACAUGGUUCAGGUCACAUUACCCUCAAUUUUACUCAAACGGAUUCAAAAGGGCUGGUACCAACGUAUAGGAGAGUUCUUAAAGGCUUCGACAUUGGGAGAAGUGUUGAAUAACAUGCAACAAGUCAAGGUAGAAGAAGAUAUUUCUGAAGGCAACAUUUGCAGCAAAGUUAAGGGUGUACAAGAGUACGAAUGUUUUCCUCUCGACUUUUCACACAAGGAAGUUGUUUUCAGCCUGAUCAGUGAGAGCUUCGCCAAGAAAGGAGACCUUGAGAUGUGGCUGCAUACUGAGCCUUGGGAGUAUCAACAACUUCUCGAACCCCUUUUCCCUACUUUAGUAGAGAAAGACCUCAGUUUCGUAGUGAUGCGGCAGGGAACAGAAGAGGUGGUUGCUGUUGCAUUAAACUUUGACCUUCACGACGAACCUGAAGUAGAGGACAUCUCACCGAAGCUUACCUACGUCCUUAGCUUUCUUGAAGAGUGUGAAGCUCCACAACGGAGCAAGUUACCUCAGGGGAUUGGUAACGUCAUCCACAGUUUCAUGAUGGGCACUUUAUUAGAACUGGGACCAGUUGAAAAUGUGGUGCUGAUCCAGAUAAUGGAGAGGGAGAACCUAACCCUCGCUAGGAAAAGAGGUUACAAGGCUGUUUUUACUACUAAUACAUCUGGACUUACUCAGCAAGUGUGCGAUGACCUGCUUUCAUACAAAGUGCUCGCAGACUACCAGGUUAACCUGUGGGUAGCUCCAGAUGGAACGAAACCCUUCAAAGAUGCCCCAAACACUCAGCGCGCUGUUACUACCGUGAAGUAUAUUUAAGAUGUGCCUUAUAUUACACAUCGCGUGGAAAAAACGUCGAUUUUCUACUAAUAAGGCAUUAUGUACCAACCAAGCUGGUUAUUAUAUGAAAACAUAAUGAAGAAAUUAUACUUUGCAUGCCUAUUCAUAUGAUAUUGUGAACUAUAGCAAUAUUGUAGUGCCUUUGUACAUCACCAUACAAUAUGUAUGAGUGAAUUAAUGCAUAUAUUGCGUCUAAAUGUAUUAUAAGAAGGAAUAAAAUAUUUACCUUCCCUUCUCCAUUUCUGUCAGCAUAUCUGCUUUUAAAAUUUAUGCUAAUCCAUGUAUCUAGUUGCC
This is a messenger RNA of Penaeus monodon (black tiger shrimp), 2250 nucleotides long. Its product is annotated as tyrocidine synthase 3-like. The record is from RefSeq and is a predicted model, not a curated record. NCBI's taxonomy places the organism in Eukaryota, Metazoa, Arthropoda, Malacostraca, Decapoda, Penaeidae.